This is a messenger RNA of Bombus terrestris (buff-tailed bumblebee), 2001 nucleotides long. RefSeq names its product 4-coumarate--CoA ligase 1. Gene Ontology annotation, molecular function: long-chain fatty acid-CoA ligase activity. Lineage: Eukaryota; Metazoa; Arthropoda; Insecta; Hymenoptera; Apidae. The transcript has 8 exons. The record is from RefSeq and is a predicted model, not a curated record. Bases 294 to 1904 code for a protein of 536 amino acids. Gene Ontology annotation, biological process: long-chain fatty acid metabolic process; fatty-acyl-CoA biosynthetic process.
CCCGAUUGGUCGGCACAGUGCAACUUUUGAGUGCGAUGCGUUUAUGAACGUAUUUCGAGUCGUUACGUAAAUGAACGUUAGUCGACUCGUUCGCGCACGUCUUGCCGGUCUGUGAAACGUGAAAUUAACUUGGACUGUAAAAGUAACAAAAUAUGGAACAGUAGAAUAUUAUUACGCCAUAGCGGAAUCAUGUGUUGCAUUCAACAAAAUGUCUUCCUUUAUUCACGCUUAUUCACAUGUUAAAUAAUAACAACGGGGUCUAAUAACGAUACAGGUAGCUUCAUCUGAAAAAAAUGAAGAUACAAGAUAACAUACUUCAUGGUCCAUCAAUAACAGAAGUACCAAACAUAUCUCUGGGACAACAUUUGUUCAAUUGUCUACAUUCUUAUGCUGAUCAGAUUGUGCAAGUAGAUAUUCAAACUGGUAAACACUACACAUGCAAAGAUAUUCUUGAAAAAAGCACGAUAUUAUCUGUCGCUUUGAGAAAUUAUGGAAUCAACGUGGAAGACAGAAUCUCCGUUGCAGCCGAAAACCAUCCACAUUGCAUGGUAUCGAUAUGUAGCACGUUAUUUAUCGGAGCUACAUUUGCACCAUUGAAUCCAGCAUAUACAGAAAGAGAAUUUAGGCACAUGCUGGAAAUUUAUCAGCCACGGGUGUUGUUUGUAUCGCGAUGCACUGAAAAUAUUUUGGCGAAAAUUGCAUCUACUGUAAGCUGGAAUAUGAAAUUAAUCGAAUUGGACGAUAAGCCACUUGAUGGAAAUAUAAUAACCUUGGACAAGGUUUUGGAAAAAUAUCAAAGUAUCACGAAUCCCUACACGUUUUCACCAGUGCAGAUAGAUAAUAACAGGGAAAGAACGGCAGCUAUUUUAUGUUCUAGCGGUACAACAGGCUUUCCAAAAGGAGUAUCGUUGUCUCAUCGAAAUUUGUUACUUUUCUUCCAAACUGUAAGUCUCCCAGAUUCAAUGGAUAUUCGACGUGGAGAUCGAAUACUAAUUUUCUUGCCAUUAUUUCACGGUUAUGCGUUCGGAAUGAUGAACGUGGCAAUAAGUCGCGGUGCAGCUGUGUAUCUAAUACGAAAUUUCAAGUUAGAAACGUUACUCAGUUCCGUAGAAAAAUACAGAAUUACGCAUACACCAUUGGUCCCUCCAGUUUUAGUAAGUCUUGCGAAACAUCCAAUGGUACCAAAUUGCGAUUUCAGCAGCGUGAGAGAGAUGAUUUCUGGUGCGGCACCGCUUCCGCUCGAUGUAGCAGACGAAGUGAAGCGACGUACAAAACUGAAAGUUAUUCGAAAUGGUUAUGGUAUGACGGAAUUAUCAAUAGUAUCAAACAUGAGCGAUAGGACGAGCAAUGAUAACUCCAUAGGUCCAAUAUUGCCUGGCUUUAAGUGCAAAGUGGUAGAUGUAGAAACGGGCGAUACGCUGGUUGCAAAACAAAUUGGCGAAGUUUGUCUCACAGGUGAUCAAGUAAUGUUGGGAUAUUUUAAAAACCCUAAAACCACUGCAGAAACAAUCGAUAAGGAGAAUUGGCUACACACUGGCGAUCUAGGAUAUUUUGACGAAAAAGGAUCGCUAUACAUUACAGGACGUAUAAAAGAAAUUAUUAAAUAUAAAGGUUUUCAAGUUUCACCAUCCGAGAUCGAAGCAGUAAUAUUGUCGCAUCCAAGCGUUAAGGAUGUUGCGGUCGUGGGAAAACCGGAUAAACUCAGCGGAGAGAUACCAAUGGCUCUGGUAGUCAGACAACCUGAUAAAACUAUAUCGGCGAAAGAAAUCGUGGAUUUCGCUAAUGAAAAUCUGUCACCACAAAAAUGGCUGAGAGGCGGUGUAAAAUUUGUCGAACAUAUACCCAAAACACCAUCGGGGAAAAUUAUACGAAGAGAAUUGGUUAAUAUAACAGCUAAAUUAUGAAUCAAUUUUUCUAAUUACUCGAAAUGUACGUUCUAAAUACACAACUUCUAUGUACACACACACAUUCAACUAUCUAUAAAUAUACUUUGUAAAAGUG